UCAGUCUGUCAGUGCUGCAUCCACUGAGAAGGAGGAGGACAGGGCCACACAUUAACCCUGAGCUGUAAACGUGCACAGAGAGGGCUUUCAGGACCAAUCUGUGUCAAUUUCUGCAGCGUUUUCCUGGACGGCAGCGUCGCUCUUUUGUUGCCAUCAGUCGCCGGGCUGCAGGAGGAAGAAGUGGGGAGGACUCGCCUCCUUGAAGCCCGAUCUGUCGGUGGCGGAAGGGACGUGAUAUGAACCCCUCAUCGGCUUAAACAGCAGUGCAGCUAAAUAGCCCCGUUUUCAGGGGGAGGGGGGAGUUAACGGAGGAUCAAAGAGGACAUUUAUACCUUUAAACCUGCAGCUGAAGGCCGAGAAAUAUCCACGGAACCUGUAGCGAUGCCCGGGUUUGAUUACAAGUUUCUGGAAAAGCCAAAGAGACGGUUCCAGUGUCCGCUCUGCAGCAAGGCGAUGCGGGAGCCGGUCCAAGUGUCUACCUGUGGACAUCGGUUCUGUGACACCUGUCUGCAAGAAUUUCUGAGUGAGGGCGUCUUCAAGUGUCCAGAGGACCAGCUGCCGUUGGACUAUGCCAAGAUCUACCCGGACCCGGAGCUGGAGCAGCAGAUCCUGGCGCUGCCCAUCCGCUGCAUCCACAGCGAGGAGGGCUGCCGCUGGACCGGCCAGAUGAAGCAGCUGCAGGGCCACUUCUCCACCUGCGCCUUCAAUGUGAUACCCUGCCCCAACCGAUGCUCCGUCAAGCUGACACGCCGCGACUUGCCCGACCACCUGCAGCACGACUGCCCCAAGCGGAAGGUCAAGUGCGAGUUCUGUGGCAGCGAGUUUACCGGUGAAGCCUACGAGAACCACCAGGGCGUGUGUCCACAGGAGAGUGUUUACUGUGAGAACAAGUGUGGAGCGAGGAUGAUGCGUCGCCUGCUGUCCCAGCACGGCCUGGCCGAGUGUCCCAAACGCACACAACCCUGCAAGUACUGCGGCAAGGAGUUCGUCUUCGACACAAUCCAGAACCACCAGUACCACUGCCCUCGGUUUCCUGUCCAGUGCCCAAACCAGUGCGGCACACCCAACAUCGCCCGAGAGGAUCUGGCUAACCAUGUGAAGGACAACUGUGGCAGCGCGCUCGUUCUCUGCCCCUUCAAAGACGCCGGCUGCAAACACAGGUGCCCCAAACUGGCUAUCGGUCGUCACCUGGAGGACACCACUAAGUCUCACCUGACUAUGAUGUGUAACCUGGUGGGGCGUCAGCGGCAGGAGAUCCUGGAGCUGCGGAGGGAGAUGGAGGAGCUGUCCGUCAGUCACGACGGCGUUCUCAUCUGGAAGCUCAACGACUAUUCCCGCAAACUGCAGGAGGCCAAACUCCGAAGCAACCACGAGUUCUUCAGCCCGCCCUUCUACACUCACCGAUACGGCUACAAGCUGCAGGUGUCGGCCUUCCUGAACGGCAACGGCAGUGGCGAGGGCUCCCACCUCUCCGUCUACAUCCGCGUGUUACCCGGCGAGUACGACAGCCUGCUGGAGUGGCCCUUCUCCUACAAGGUGACUUUCUCCAUCAUGGACCAGAGCGACCCAUCGCUUUCCAAACCCCAGCACAUCACGGAGACCUUCAACCCCGACCCCAACUGGAAGAACUUCCAGAAACCCUGCAGCAGCCGCAACUCGCUGGACGAGAGCACCCUGGGCUUCGGCUACCCCAAGUUCAUCUCUCACGAGGAGAUCAAGAAGAGGAACUACAUCCGAGACAACUGCAUCUUCAUCAAGGCUUCUAUAGAGAUUCCCCAGAAGAUAAUGGCUUAAGAUCCGACCUUUGUUUUCUUUUCAUGAAGGAGAAAGAUAGGUUAAAGACUGGAACUGACACUUAACCUUGAAAACUUCGACACACUUACCCUUUAGAUACUUUCUGCCCUUGCAGCCUCUCCACCACAGAGCUUGAAGCGAGUCUGUUUGGCUGUGUGAGCUGACUCGGAGGACCUUGAUAUAUCACAGAGGAGAAAGUGUUUGGUCUGCAGAACCAUCACUCUCUGGUGUUUCUUUUUAUUCUUUUUUUUUAUCUGUUUGCUGACCUUUUAUCACAGUCUACAACAAAAAGCCUUGGAAAUCAAACAGUGCCUAGAGAGUUUAUCUUAAGUUAUAUUUUUGUUGUUAUUUCCGCAGUACAGAUGUUAAAGAUUAUGGAAAAGAUAUUAAAUAAAGGGGGUGAAGGGCUUCGCUAAGCCUCUGCACUUAGAGUAGAGAGAAAGUUGGAAGCUGGUUAGAGACAUCCCGUUGGGGUGAUCUGAAGAAGAGGGAGCUCAGCAGACUCAAGCUGAAGCCCAACUGCCUUUUGUUUACAUGCUCAUACAGUAUACUCCCGCUGAUCCGUUAACAAACACAGAGCCCUUGGUAAGAGACUGCUCGGGAGGUUUGUGUACACACAAACAUCAAAUCAAUGUUUUCAAGUCAGAAACUUGCAGCUUCAAUCAUUUUUUUGUUUUAAAAUAAUAGUAUUACAUUUUGCUUUAGUUGAAUUAGAAGAUCAAUAAUAUUUUUAUUCAUAUCUCUACAUUCAAUAUACGAUGACAGUCAGCCGCUGGUUAGCUUAGCUUAGCUUAGCAUGAACAGGGGGAAACGGUUAGCCUGGUGCUUUUCAAAGGCAACAAAAUCUGCACCCCUAAAACUCACUGAUAAUAACGUUAUAUUUUGUUGGUUUUAUUUAUAUCAACUAGUAAUUUGUAAUAUUUACCUGUCAAUUAUUUGUACAGAUAAAACAAAUGUCAAGUAGGAAGCUAAGGAGGUGCUUUUGUUUCUAAACUUUUGGACAGGACUAGCCUAGCUGUUUUUAUGCCAAGUCAGAUUAAGCUAAUGGCUUCUGGUUGUAGCUUAAUAUUUAAAAGAAACAUUGAUGUUUUGGGAAAUCUUGUUUUUUACUUUCUUACCAAGAUGAGAUGAU
This is a messenger RNA of Centropristis striata (black sea bass), 2926 nucleotides long. It is a transcript of the gene traf4a, whose product is annotated as tnf receptor-associated factor 4a. The record is from RefSeq and is a predicted model, not a curated record. The coding region runs from base 382 to 1794 and encodes 470 amino acids. NCBI's taxonomy places the organism in Eukaryota, Metazoa, Chordata, Actinopteri, Perciformes, Serranidae. Gene Ontology annotation, molecular function: protein binding; zinc ion binding. The transcript is spliced from 7 exons. Gene Ontology annotation, biological process: signal transduction; positive regulation of JNK cascade; regulation of apoptotic process.